Molecule: messenger RNA, 1893 nt
Organism: Hippocampus comes (tiger tail seahorse)
Lineage: Eukaryota; Metazoa; Chordata; Actinopteri; Syngnathiformes; Syngnathidae
Gene: tmem125a
Product: transmembrane protein 125a
Exons: 3
Coding region: 1018-1716 (232 amino acids)
Source: RefSeq, a predicted model, not a curated record
UGGAAUGUGGGAGGAAAUCUGAGUACCCGGAAAAAACCCACACAGGCACUGGAGAAACUAUGACUCAAGUCUAUCGUGGUUCUUUGCAUUUUUGCGCAGCCCUGCGGGACAGUAUUUCUGGACUGAUCAUUGUAGCUUCAGCUCUCUACAGACCAGAACAAUUGUCGUUACUGCUCAAAAGUAAUGUUUCUUAGACACUCUGGUUCAGUGGUGGUUGAGCAAUAUUUAUUCCAGUAUAGUGCUGCCUCUAUUUCCACCUUUGUACAUGCCACGCCCUCCCCAGAAUUGUGACAUGAACACACCUGACUUAUUGUUGUGUUUGUGUAGCACCAGCAGACCAGCUGGGAUUAAUUAGUGACCCAACAUUGAAACCAAUACACGACGAAACUAAAACGCUGUGCUUCUCGCAAGCUUUUUGCAGGGGACUAAACACCCCCACUGGCUCAAAUUCACUCAUAUUUUUUUCAGAACCACAGUGGCAUCGAUCACUCCCAGAUGAGAGGUUUAACUUCUAUGGGAUUCCUCCGGAUACUCUGACCUUCAAAACAUAUUAUUCCACCUGCUACCAAAACUUGACAUGAGUGAAGCAAAGUCAAAAUGCCGGCCUCUAGAAGUCAAUGCAGAUACAUUGAAGUGUUUGUGAUGUCUGCUGCCAGUUGCAAAUUUCUAUUCCUGCAAGCACAAAGCGUAAUGCGGAUGCAAUCCUUCCUCCAGCUUCGAUGAAGGGGACCCGAAUUGACUCUAAAGGUCUGUUGUGGAUAUAAAACACUAAUAGGCAGGCAAGUGCUUUUAGACAUACAUGGCAUUGAAUCCAAUUCCCACGGUAAAGCCUCUCAAGUGACCUGGGAAACCUCCAGGUUAACAUCCAAAGUCACCUCCGCUAGAAUCCCUCCACUUGGCGCUCCCAACAGCGGUAGCUGUCAGUGAAGGUGACAUGACUUGAAAGGCUUCUUAAGUGGAUUCUUUUUCCUCUGUGGUGGUGGCGGCCUUAUUCAUCAGGCUGGGAGUGGCGGUAAGAUGCCCGAAUUGGACGAUAUUCCCCCCCUGAGGGGACCUAGAGGCCCUGAAAUGGGCCUCCAUAGUCCCGCUGACCCAAUUCAGAUUCAGCACGGCAUCCUGGAGGAACAAGUGGAGCUGUGGUGGUUCCGAGAACCCGGAAAGUCUCUGCUGUGCUAUUCCAUCGCUGUGUUGCUCAUCGUGGGCUGCGGACUCGGAGGUGUCAGCCUCCUCUCCACCACCACCAGCAUUUCAAGCGAAUGGCGGCUGGGUGCGGGCACAGCCCUUUGCCUGCUCGCUUUGGGGGUUUUGCUCAAACAGCUGCUCAGCUCAGCCGUGCAGGACAUGAAUUGCAUUCGAAGCCGACAGCAGAUUGACAUGCUAAAAAGUGGAGGAUUAUCGGAUUUCCUGGUGGUUUUGAUCGCUGGAGUGUCCCUGCUCAUUUGUGGAGGGGUUCUACUGCAUCUGGCCCUUUUGAACCACAUGCCCAAACCUGGCCAAGCAUUGAAUGACAUGUACAUAUCUGGUGUGGUGUUGCUGACCGGAGGAGGGGCUGCAGUUUUGGGCGUUGGAUUUUACUCUCUUGUGGUCAUCCUGCUUAAGAGAAACCGGCACGGACAAAGGGUUGUGGACAGGAUUUUGAACAUCUUCACCAUCUCUGGACACAUGGACCACCGGGCUCGUCGAGAAACUACCUCGAGUCUGGCUAAUCUCAUAUGAAAUUAAACAGCAUGCCUGCCGCCAUCUUUUGGGUUCCAGCUCCGAAUUUCUGUACAUUAAACUGACUUCCAAUCUUUUCUGUGGACAAAAAUGACGCAAAGAUGACACGUCUUUUCCAAAUGGUCAUUUUGCUCCAUUUUUUUUUUUUUCAGGAGCGUAGUCAAACUUUUAUGUGGG